AUGAAAGUACAAACUGAUUCUUCAGAUUCUGGGGACGGUCAGACUGGAUCUUCAACAGAAUUAUGUAGAAUAUCCAUUAAAUAUACGGUCCAAGAGCCAUCUUCAAAGGAUGACAAUCUGGAGACCAAAGAUGAUUCUGUGUCUCCACCUAUAAUAACAGAAGAACCAAAUUUAGAUUUGUCACCACAAUGUGAUAAUGAAUCUGUAAAAUCUGAUGAUAACAAUUCACAAAAGUCUACUGAUGCCCAUCUGGAUACUUCAAUUAACAAGCCAUUUUCACCAACAAGUAGUAUCACGUCCCAAAGAAAGCUAGAAUGGGAUUCUUUAGGUGAUGUAGGAUAUGAAAAUGAAGGUGAAAGAAAGGCUUCAAAUUGUGGGCUUAGUACAUUAGAAAGACUUGCUUUGCAUCAACAAUAUUCCAACAAUGAUCCUAAACAAGAUACUCAAUUUGGUCCACCAACUUGUCAUUCCACACCAGUAGAAACAAAUAUUUCACAAAAAGAGAGGAAAGGAAAUGUGAAGAAAACAACAAAAAUUCAAAAAAAGGAUGUAAAUUUUGUAAAAUUAAAUGUUCCAUGUAGUUCUGAAGUUAAUCCAACAGCAAUAAAUGUUAAUCUUACUAAACAUAUUUCAUUUAAUGUUGAUAAGGAUGGUGAUGUUAUGGUGGAAGAUUCUAAAAAUAGUGUUAAACUAACAUCUGAUAAAGUUUCAGUUGAAACUGAAAUGACUCCACAAACAAGAUUUGAUAAGGAAAUACAAACAUCUCUAACAAAUAACAAGAUAAUCGAAGAUAAAUUGAUAAGUGCUACUGAAAAGCAAAAUGGUAAACAUGUUUAUGAACCAAACUUUCCAAUUUUAAUAGCUUUAAACACAUUGAGGAAGAGAAAGAGACGGAAGAAGUAUAGAGCUCUUAAAAAGAAGGCAUCUAGUAGUAGUAAAGUAAAAAAGAAUUUAAAGACUAAAAGCAUAGAGCAGGUAUCAGAAGCAGAAAGCUUUGAAUAUAUGCCAGGCCACAUGUACAGUCAAAAUCAAAUUAAUAGUAAUAAUAUAAAAGAUUCAGAUAGUGUUGGCAACAAAUCUAGCUUAGAAUCAAACGGAGGUUUCACUUAUGAUUCAAGUAAAGAAACUGUAAAUUCUUUCACAAAAGAUUUGGAAAAAAGUAUAGACUUACUUAAAAAAGCUUUGCGGCCCAAAUAUGAUAACACAAGUCUGAAAGAGAAACUUAUAAAGGAGGUUGUUCAAAGGUUAUUAAAAACGAGGUAUAGAGAUGAUGACAGUGGAACUGUUUUUUUAUCAGGCUUAAACUUGCCUAAAAGUAACCAUACAACAACAAGUACAUCAGAUGGUAAUAACAUUGAUAUCAAUAAGGUAAAGCGUCCGAAAAAAUCUAUUCUAAGAGUUGAUAAAUUUAAUCCAAAUGGAAUGGCAUCUACAUCGCAAAGUACACCUAAUUUACACACAUUAGCCCAAAGUGAUAAACCAGGUAAUAUUGUUCACAAGCCAAAAUUUUCCAAUACAGAAUCAGAUUUUUCUAGUAGAGAAAGAACUUCAUCUGAUACUGCAAAUAAAAUGUCAUCUGAAGAGCUUUAUAAUAAAUAUUUAGAGGCUUUAAAAAGAGAACAAAUACAUAAAAAACGUUUAAGGGGCAAGGAAAUACUUUUAAAGAAGAAGUUGAUUAGUUCUGAUACAUGUAUAAAAACAACACCAGAGACGUGUGAGAAAUCUCGUGAUAGAUUGUACAAAUUAAUUAAAGAUUUGGCAUGCAAUAAUGUCGAUGAUGGGUCAGGUGAUGCUAGUAGAUUAGGAGAUUCUAGUUCCAAUAACGAUAAGUACAGAAAUAUAAAAAAGCAAAGUCAUUCUGUAUUCACUCUUGCGUCGGGACAAUCAAUCUGUCAGGCACAAAGUAAGCUACAAAAAACCUGUCAAAAUAAUAUCAGAGGGAUUUCAGAAGCCGGUUGCAGCAAGAAUGAUAAUCAUUAUUGUUGUUGUGCUAACCAUAAUGUAAAUGAUAAAGCAGAAGUAAAUGAGAUUUCAUUACAGAAAGGUGAAGAAAAAAUAUCACAAAGAAUAUGUCAACUUAGGUGUCAUGUAGAAAAUAAUACUGAUUUGCUUUUAACAAAAAAAUCUGCUGUUAAUUGCAAAAAAUCACCAAGGGAAACAGAUAAGAUAAUAUUAGAAAAUGCUAAGGAUAUAAAAUAUGUCUGUUUAUGUUCUAAUAAAGGCAAAGAACAGGAAAUACCUGAAAAAUUACUUAUUUACAAAUGUUCACGUGUAGCCCAAGAGGGCAUAGGCUUAUCAGACACAAUGUCUAAAGCCUCAAGUUCAGUUGGUGUUCAAUGUUCUAGUGACUCUUGUAAUAAUCAAAUUACCGACAAAAAAUCGUCAGGGGCCACUGUACCGGACAAAGUUUCUUGCUUGAAUAGAGAAUUGCAAUAUUCACAUAGCUCAAGUCCUCCUGUUGAUCGUCCUGUAAGAAAGGUAUCAACUUCAUCUCAAACAAAUGUUAAUUUAGAUUUUCUUUUGAGGCGAGGAUCCAGCGAUAAAAGUGUAACAUCUUUGUCAUCAAACGAUAAACACAGACAAGAAAGUAACUUAGGUAUUGAAAAAAGUGCUACAAAUCUAUAUGGGAGAUACAAUGUGAUAUCAGAAUUACUUCAUGGAAGUACACGAUGGACACAAACAGACAUAAGCAUUGAUCCUAAGAUUUCUGAUCCAACUAUAUCUGAUGUUAAUCUUGUAAAGGAUCUAAACUGCGUUAAACUUAUUAAUGAAUGUGAAAGGUACAGAAAUUCAUCUCAAAAUAUUUUACCGAUAUUUGAAAAUGCAAAAAAAGAUCAAUUCACAACUACAAAUGAUUCAAAAACUGUUCAUGAAAAUCAAACAAACACUGAUAAUAGCCGUAAUUUUCUCAAAAAUACAAAAAUGAUAAAAGAAAAAAAUCAAUCCGAAGAAAGUCGUGUAGAAAAUAAAGUUGUUAAUACGCAACUUUCUGAACCAAACGAAGAUAAGUUUUCCAUUCCUAUUCAAGGAACAAAUAUGACGUUAGUUGUCAGUCUCGGGUCUAAUACACCACAUUACGGUGAUAAUACAGAUUUAAAUACAAAAGCUUUAACUAUCAACAAAAAAAUUAUGAAUAAAAAAGCAACUAUAUUUGGGGAAGAGUGUUCGAAAGGUGUACAGUGUAAUAGUACUGAUAUUUUUACACAUUCUAACAAAAACGACCAAAAACUUAUAGAAGAUUGUGAUGAUAACAACUUUGACGAUAUAAAUAAAAACGACGAGGUUACGACUCCAUACAUAAAUUCUUACUUUAAAAAUACGAGUGAUGAUUGCAAGUAUAAUACGUAUCCGAAAAAUUCUCAGAAUGUGAAACCUUUAGUACGUUCGAACACAGACACAUGCUGCUUAAAAAAUUUGAAUCAAAAUCAAAACGAUAAUAAAAUCGAUGAGAUUGAUACACAAAACUAUCAUGCAAUAUCAAAGUCUAAAGAAAUUAUUAAAGAUCAAUUCGAUAAAAGUAACAAUAUAGUUUCUCAAAAAUCAUCAAGGGAUAGUAGUAGUAACACAUGUGUAAAGGACAAUAAAAAUUUAGAAAAUGUUGAUCAAUAUGAAUGUCAGAAACCCAAUCUUGUUAGCAAAUGUGAUACUGAUGAUGAGAUCAACAUAGAUCCCGUACUGAGCAUGAUUCAAGAUAUAACAAAGCGUUACACAAAGAAGGACAUGGAAAAAAGUAAAAGAAAGAAAUGUUUCAAGGAGAUAAUUACAGUUUUAAACUACCUGUUAGAUACAGAAGAAAGUACAGAUCAAAAAGAAAGUUGUAAUACUGAUAGUGCUUUAACAAUAGAUCAGUUACGCGAAAAAAAUAACUCCAAAUGUUUGACUAAAAAAACCUUUGAAGACAAAGGAGUACAAUUGUCAUUGAAGAAAAAUAAGAAACAAAAAAUUUCCACAGAAUCGUCUGAUGUUCCCCCUGUGUCACAUCACACAAGUGAGUUCCCUACAACUUCAACCGAUUCAAGAACUUGGGUUUUGAAUAAAAUCAGGAAAGAAUGCGAAAAAUUUCAUCAAAAACGAUGUAAAUCACGUAGCGAGCAACAUAAAUGUGUCGAAUCUAGCACUACUUCUAAUAGCUGUGAAAAAUGUAAUCAUACCCAUCACUGUCCUUGUAGAUUUAAAUGUAAAAGUCAUAAGUCUAAACAGGACACUAACAAACUAAAAAAGAAAAGUGUUGCAUAUAAUUUAAUAAUUCAAACCUCUGACAGUGUGUUGAGUGAGGAAACUAUUUGUAAGGAAGAUGCCCGAUCAUUACAAAACAUAAUAGUAAAAAUACCCCCUAAACAUAAACAAGUAACUAGUGCGCCAUUCAAAGAAGUCUCUGCGAAAAUUGAAAGGAAUUUGCCCAACAGUCAUUUCCGGUGUGAGAGCAAGGUCCAUAGAUCUCGGAGCCUGCCGAAUGAUACUGAGAUGUCUAGUGAAGACUUUUCUAAAAUGCUGAAAACUUGUACGGUCCGAGAUUAUCUCGAAAGGAAUCGACCAGAUUUCGUAGAAAAAAGUACAAAACGUCAGAACUGUUUAAAGAUAAUAAAUCAAACAAGGUCAAAUGAAAGGGCUACCAAACGCAAGCUGCUGUCAAUGCAACUGGAACACCAGCAGGCACUAAAUGCUCUCAGCGGUGAAGAGAUACAGCAGUUAGCGCGGGAGUUGGGGGCUCAGCUGAGACGUAAAAAAGUUGCUCCAAAAUUUAUAAGUGAACGUGAAAUGAAGAAACAUUCCGAAAAAAUCUACAAGUCGUUGCCUGAAGUCAUGCAAAAGAAAGAGGAAGUGAAAAAAGAAAAUAUGAAAAAAACAAAUUUAUUGAUGGCAAAUAUUUUUAAAAAGAAUCUCCAAAAGAAGACUCUUCGUGGAUCAGUAAAUUUGUCAAAUUAUAGCACUGUUAUAAAGAUUUGA
Parnassius apollo (apollo) is the source of this 4947-nucleotide messenger RNA. NCBI's taxonomy places the organism in Eukaryota, Metazoa, Arthropoda, Insecta, Lepidoptera, Papilionidae. The record is from the annotation of a GenBank genome assembly.